Saccharomyces kudriavzevii IFO 1802 is the source of this 768-nucleotide messenger RNA. RefSeq names its product 6-phosphogluconolactonase SOL4 (gene SOL4). The coding region runs from base 1 to 768 and encodes 255 amino acids. Gene Ontology annotation, biological process: carbohydrate metabolic process; pentose-phosphate shunt. Gene Ontology annotation, molecular function: 6-phosphogluconolactonase activity. Lineage: Eukaryota; Fungi; Ascomycota; Saccharomycetes; Saccharomycetales; Saccharomycetaceae. The record is from RefSeq and is a predicted model, not a curated record. The transcript has a single exon.
AUGGUAAAACUAGAACGGUUUAGCGAAGAGAAGGCAUUGGUGCACGAGUUUGGUAAGUAUAUCCUUGAGAAGCAAGACUCGGCGUUAGCGGAUAACGCCGAUGCUGUAUUCAAUAUAGCUAUUAGUGGAGGUUCGAUGAACCAAGCUUUAUACGAAGGUUUGGUAAAUGACAAAGACAUCUUCCCGCACAUCAAAUGGCCACAGUGGAGAAUCUUUUUCUGCGACGAAAGAUUAGUCCCCUUUGAAGACCCUCAGAGCAACUAUGGACAGUUCAAAAAAAUUGUUUUGGACCCACUAGUGCACCAAGGUGACCAAUUGAACCUAGGACCCACCGUAUAUACAAUUAACGAGUCAUUAAUUGGUGGUGGUGAAACGGCAAAUAAGAAGAUCGCAGAAGAGUACGCUUCUUUGCUACCGGCAUCGUUCGACUUAAUCUUACUCGGAUGCGGCGAUGACGGACACACAUGUUCGUUGUUCCCCGGAGUAGAAUACAACUAUCUUGUCGAGGAAAUGGCCCGCAAAGUCUUAUGGUGCUAUAACUCGCCCAAGCCGCCCAAAGACAGAAUCACUUUUACGCUGGCCGUGGUUGCGGACGCCAAAAAUGUCGCCUUCCUCGUUAAGGGACCCUCCAAGAAGGCGAUCAUGCAUGACGUAUUGAUUGUAAAGAACAGCGAGCUACCUAGCGUGUUGGUCAAUGAAAUAGUGGGAGCCAAAGUCACAUGGUUUCUCGAUGAUACAGCAGGCGCAUUAAUCCCGCAGAACUGCUAG